UGUCCUACCAAGCGCAAGAGCAAGCACAAGAGGCUGGACAAGACGGCGGACGCAAUAAGCAACUCGAUUACUAAACUAAACAGCAUCUCUUCUUGCUUAUUCCGCUGCUCACAAACCCACGAGCUGGCCAAACACUCUGUAAUCCACCCCGCCUGCAUUCUCUCUCGGUCUUUCCAAAGUCUUCCCUUUCUUCCAUCUCCAUCCCUUCUCUUCUCUGCAUGCAUUUUCAUCAAACCCAUUUCCUCCUUUCGUCAGAGGUUCACUUUUAACUCUCUGAAUAUUCACUUGGCCCGUUACUUCCUCCAUUUCCAUGGCUCUUUACUCUGCUACUCUCUGCUGCAGAACCGUCCCUUCCCGAAAUUCAGUCAAGUUUGGUCAACCCACUGUCAAACCAUCGGGGUUUUCUUGCCCUCUUUCCCCUCCGAUUGUCCGAUUGAAUGUCAAAGGGAAUGCACACUCUGGUGAUGCGGCGCCUGAAACGAAGGGAUCGCCGCUUGUGGUUUGCUUUGGGGAAAUGCUCAUUGAUUUUGUUCCAACUACCAGUGGGCUUUCCUUGGCUGAAGCUCCUGCUUUUAAAAAAGCUCCAGGAGGUGCCCCUGCUAAUGUUGCUGUAGGCAUAGCUCGUUUAGGUGGCUCGGCAGCUUUUAUCGGGAAGGUUGGAGAGGAUGAAUUCGGUUACAUGCUUGCCAAUAUAUUGAAAGAAAAUAAUGUAAACAAUGAAGGGCUGCGUUUUGACCCUGGUGCACGCACUGCAUUGGCAUUUGUUACUUUGAGGAAGGAUGGAGAAAGAGAGUUCAUGUUUUAUCGUAAUCCUAGUGCUGAUAUGUUGCUUCAAGAAGCUGAACUUGAUUUUGGCUUAAUAAAGAAGGCCAAAAUAUUCCAUUAUGGUUCUAUAAGCCUCAUUACAGAUCCAUGCAAAUCAGCACACAUAGCUGCCACAAAGACUGCGAAAGAUGCAGGUGUAAUUCUGUCUUAUGAUCCUAACCUGAGGCUUCCUUUAUGGUCUUCUGCAGAAAGUGCCAGAGAAGGAAUUCUAAGUAUAUGGGAGGCAGCAGAUAUCGUUAAGAUAAGUGAAGAAGAGAUUUCUUUCCUCACAAAAGGAGAAGAUCCCUAUGAUGAUGCUGUUGUUCGCAAACUAUUCCAUCCAAACCUCAAGUUACUACUUGUUACAGAAGGUCCAGAUGGUUGCAGAUAUUACACCAAGGACUUCAGUGGAAGAGUCAAGGGAUUUAAGGUGGAUGCUGUUGACACUACCGGUGCUGGCGAUGCUUUUGUGGCUGGAAUAUUAUCACAAUUAGCUGUAGAUCUUUCUUUGCUUCAGAAAGAGGAAAAACUGAGAGAUGCCCUAAAGUUUGCUAACGCCUGUGGAGCAUUGACUGUGACAGAGAGAGGUGCAAUACCAGCUUUGCCUACAAAGGAAGCUGUCUUCAAUGCCAUGCUUAAGUCAGUAUCGUAAAUUUACAACCUAAUCUCUCUAAACAAUGAGGCAUUUUCAUUGCUUUUCUGAAAAUUCUUUUGGCACCUACUGGCUUUUCUGAAGUAGAUUAGAACAAUUUUGUUUCAAUAAAAAGCCAGGAAUCAUACUUGUGUCAUAUCACUGAAUAAUGAACUGGACCUGGAUUCCUGAUAGCCUCUGUCAAGAAUUCAUUUCAACAUGGGUUUUGAACUUUUGGUAUAUACCAAAUUGGAGUGCUUCUGUUUGCAUGCAUGUGCAAGUUUAUUCUUACUGAAUAUAUUUGAUGGGGACUAAUGUAAUAUUAAAUGUAAAAUGUCCAAUUAGUGUGA
Messenger RNA from Prosopis cineraria, 1785 nucleotides. Its product is annotated as probable fructokinase-6, chloroplastic. Gene Ontology annotation, biological process: fructose metabolic process. The record is from RefSeq and is a predicted model, not a curated record. NCBI's taxonomy places the organism in Eukaryota, Viridiplantae, Streptophyta, Magnoliopsida, Fabales, Fabaceae. Gene Ontology annotation, molecular function: fructokinase activity. The coding region runs from base 311 to 1456 and encodes 381 amino acids. Gene Ontology annotation, cellular component: chloroplast stroma; cytosol. The transcript has 7 exons.